CGGAGAAGAAAAACGGGAGAAGAGACGGAAAGCUGCUCGGGGCUUCGGCUGGAGUCAAAGCGGCACCGCGGAGCUACUUCAGCGGGAUUUAGAGACUGGUUCCGCGGGAAUAACGGCGACGCUCACCGGCUCACCUUCACGGGUGAGGACGAUGCUCUCCUGAUUCUCGGCGUCCUCGUCCACCCCGUCGCCUCCACCAUGAACCACACUCCCAGCCCCCACCUGUCCGACGGCGGCAAGCAGGCCGGCGGCGGCCUGCUGUGCAGCUUGGGUCUGGGAUCCGACCGGGGCGUCCGCUCCCCGGACAGCCUCACCCACACCCCCAGCCCCACGGGAGGAACGCCCAGCUCCAGCCCCCCGCUGCUGCUGUCGCCCGGCCUGGGGGCCUCGGCCGGAGCCGACUGGGAGAGCAGGGAGGAGCUGAGGCUCAGGGAACUGGAGGAGGCUCGGGCCAGGGCCGCCCAGAUGGAGAAGACCAUGAGGUGGUGGUCGGACUGCACCGCCAACUGGAGGGAGAAGUGGAGCAAGGUUCGUGCGGAGCGUAACCGAGCGCGCGACGAGGUCCGUCAGCUCAGGCAGCGGCUGGACACCCUCACCAAGGAGCUGACCGGCAUCCGGCGCGAGCGGCAGGAGCUCGCCUCGGAGAACGAGACGCUACGGCAGGAGACGCUGCGCCUCCGCGGCGACCACGCGGCCCCGCCUCUGUCCGCCACAUCCCCCUCCUCCUCACCCGCGCACCCCCGCGGCGCUUCCUCGUCAUCCUCGCCGUCCAUCCCCCCUUCCUCCCCGGCGUCAUCCUCCUCUUCCUCUCAGGUCCACGGCGACGUGAAGCUGGACAGGGCGGCAGAGGGACCGCCGGGAUCUCCAGAACCAGAACCGGUGAGGGACAUGGACUUGGAUAGGCAGAAGACGGGUCAGAAGGACCUGGAGCUGCUCGAUUCAGUGCUGCGCUCUCGAGCUCCGGGCGCCGACGCUCAGGAGGCCUGGGAUGGCCGCGGCGGCGUCAACCCAGCCGGCUCGCGCCGGCAGGAGCGCGGCCGACAGCUGUGGGAGGACGCGGGCACAGCGGAGGAGGACUCGAGCAAACUGAACGCUCUGCAGCUUCGCCUGGAUGAGUCCCAGAAAGUCCUGCUGAAGGAGAGAGAAGACAAGCUGGCUCUGAGUAAGAGCAUCGAGAGACUCGAGGCUGAGCUCAGUCAGUGGAAACUGAAGUACGAGGAGCUGAGCAAGAGCAAGCAGGAGGCUCUGAAACAGCUGAACCUGCUGAAGGAGAUGCACCAGGACGAGCUGGGACGCAUCUCCGAGGACUUGGAGGACGAACUGGGAGCUCGAACCAGCAUGGACAAGAAGCUGGCCGAACUACGAGCUGAGAUGGAGCGGCUGCAGGUGGAGAACGCCGCAGAGUGGGGGCGUAGAGAGCGCCUGGAGACCGAGAAGCUGGGCCUGGAGAGGGACAACAAGAAACUGCGAGCUCAGGUUGAAGACCUGGAGGAGCAAUUAGCCAAGCAGCGCCGGCAGGCCGCCUCCGCGCUCGACAGCGACCUGAAGGCCAUCCAGACCGAGCUGUUCGAGAGGAACAAGGAGCUGGCCGACCUUCGUCACAUUCACGCUAAGCUAAAGAAGCAGUUCCAGGAGAAGACGGCAGAGCUCGCCCACGCCAACCGGAGGGUCGAGAGCCACGAGGCCGAAGUCAAAAAGUUACGACUGAGGGUCGAGGAGCUUAAGAAAGAACUGGGACAGGCUGAGGAUGAGCUGGAUGAGUCUCAAAAUCAGACCCGGAAGCUGCAGAGGUCUCUGGAUGAGCAGGUGGAGCAGACGGAGAACCUGCAGGUGCAGCUGGAACACUUACAGUCGAGACUGCGGCGGCAGCAGCAGAGUCCCGGCCUCUUCGGGAAGAUGCGAUCGGCUCGCUUUGGUCCUGAGAACCCCGACGGUCCCAGCAGUGAUGUGGACGAGGAAGACGAGGAACUGCAGCUCCAGAUCCCAUGACACACACACACACCUGCACGCACACACACACACACACACACACCAACAUCAGCAGUCGCGUGAUGAUGGUGAAGAUUGUCGCUCUCGGCUGAAAGCUGAUGUUUGGCAACACAAAGCAAAUCAGCCCCCAGCGAGCAACAUGAAUCAGCUUUACAGCGCACCUGUGCAUGCGCCUGCAGCGACAGGUGACGGUGUCUUCAACCAAUCAUCAUUUAGCAGAACAAAGAAGUUUCAACAACAGACGUUCUCCUUGCAAACACACACACGCACACACACACACACACAGCAGGAUGAAGCCCAGCCGGAGUGUGACAGGCAUGAACAGGAAGUCCGGAUCGUCUGAUCCUCAUUAAAAGAACUUAACUCAGACCGAACUGCAGGACAAGCCGACAUGUUUUUAUCCUUUCCACGUCCUCGCUCAUUCUUACCUCACACCAUCGUCACGAGCAUCACAGCUGCUCCAGCUGUGAUGCUGUAUUCACAUCUGCAGUAUUAGAACUCCGCCCAGAGGGAACAAAGUCUGAGGUUCGAAGAGUUCAAAAAAAUUAUUUUAUGCAGUGUUUCUGAAUUUGAGUUUUUCUGCCAAAUACCAAAGUGUUUAAAGUUCACGGGCCUCGCUGAGAUCACUCGAACGCAGCAUUCACACGCAGGAAACAGGUGGCUGAGGAGUGUGACGCUGCUCCACGCGGCGAUGUCACGACAUGACGCUGUGCACCUGUACACCUGCAGGGAUCACAGGCUUACAGGUGUAAGGCGUCCGCUUUCCUCUGCUCCCCUUCUGAGGCCACUCGGAGCGAUUUAAGUCUCUGUAAGGGAGUGGGCGGGGCCAGGCUGCAGGAAGAAGUCCCGCCAACAGCAGAUAUUCAGAACACCCGCUGAGCUGUGUAAUGUUUACUAUAAUGUGUUCUCAGCAGGACUGAAGCUGAGUGGAGCUUAAAGUGUGUGAGGAAAAGAGGGAGGAGUCAGCGAGAGAGGCGUGGCAGGGCGGAGUCAGAGUGUUUGGAGCAGGAGCACCUGUAGCUCCGGCUGUGUGUCUGCUUUUAUUUAACCUGAGCUGCUUUCUGCUCGCUUCCAGGGAGAUAAUCACUAACACUAGCAUUAGCCCAGGGUACACCUGGGAUCAGCCUCUCACCUGGAGUUCAGGUGUUCCCCAAAUCAAAUGCACCUGUCUCCUGUUGAUCCACCUGUGUAGGCUUCCUGUGAGUUCUCAGUGUCAUGCUAGAAAACAUCCACAAACCAAAUCCUCUGUGAGCGGUUUCGUGGAGGAGGCUCCAUCCUAACCCUUCUUUUCCACCAAACUGCCUCCACCAACCAUGUCAGUGUGCAUCCACCUGAGCCUUCUUACCUCAGAGUGUCACAUCCUGCUGCAGCUGCAUCGCUGACGGCACAAUUUGACGCCCUGGAGUGCGAACAGGUCGGCCGAUCUGUGACGUCAGCUCGCUGCGCGCUUCUUUGCUUUAGCGGAUGUAGACGGUGGGAAGAAAGUAGUCCCUAAAUGAAACUGCAGGGUGUGUGUUUUCUUUGUUUUUAAGUAAGUGGGUGAGAUACCUACGGUGGCCCUGAGAGACGCUGCAAAAGCACACA
This is a messenger RNA of Maylandia zebra (zebra mbuna), 3573 nucleotides long. The record is from RefSeq and is a predicted model, not a curated record. NCBI's taxonomy places the organism in Eukaryota, Metazoa, Chordata, Actinopteri, Cichliformes, Cichlidae.